GUUGUUUUGCGGCCUUUAAAAGUGCACUUUUUGGUUGGGUGCAACGGUCAUGACCACAUUCGGUGCAAAGCUUGAACAUUUGCUAUGCUCCAGAGCUGAAAUUAUCAGCCGGAUGCACAGACCGCCUCCAGCUGAGGGAAAUGAUUUAGAAAGACUUCUGAAUUUACCUCCUGGGAAUAAUCCAGCCUCUCAUGCUCCUCCACCUAAUGCUCCUGUAUGGCCAGAUGAACAAGCUGCAGCAUUUUGUGCUGUAGCUCCGCCUAUUGAAACGUUUAUGGAUGUUCCAGAUGAAAUUCGUCGAGAUCAAUUUUAUGCCACCUGUCGACGAGAUGAUAUAUUGGUGGGUGCAGUCAGUGUUGUUCAAGACUCUGGCCUUGUGAUCACUAUUUUGGCCUAUGAUCAAGGACCACGGCGUGAUUUUGAGGGACUUAAGAUAACGGGCUUCUGUCCACUCAGACAACUUCCACGAUACAACGCACAUGGAAAUGCGUUGGAUGCCUUUCAGAUUGGGGAUAAAGUUCGUGCAUUCAUUCUUGAUAUUCAUGGUGGUGGACGCUUAAUUCUGAGCAUGAAUUCAAAGAUGCUUAAUCGAGAGAUUUACGGGGAUCUCAAAUUGGGUAUCAUAACUGACGACGAUUUGCCAUUGUAUUACAAAAAACUUCAAAAUUUAGAUGGAAAAUCCUAUGAGGCAUAUCUUGAAUCAACUCCACAAUUUCGUAAUCCAGAUGGUCUACAAGUCCUGUGCGCUCGUAUGGGGAUACCGAGGUCUUCAGCUUGUAGUCUAUUAUUUUGUAUUAAUAAAAUUCGUUUACCGAAAUCUGAAAUGGCUUGCGAACUUAGAAGAACACAACUUUUAAAUUUCUCAAUGAAGCAUGUUGCUCAGGGUGUAAAGUAUUUCAAAGACAGUCGGAAUACUGAAGCUUUACAAUGUUACAAUUUCGCUAUCGAAGUUGAACCUACCAACCCAGAUGCAUAUGUGGCUCGUGGUGCUCUUUAUGCAUCAAUCGGGACAUACACAAAAGCUGUUGAAGAUUUAGAGAAAAGUCUUGAAAUUCAACCGAAUCAUGUCAAUGCGAAAAAUUAUCUUGGACAAACACUGGUUGCAUAUGCUGGCGAGAUCGGACGUAAAGAGAUCGGUAAAGCAGAACAACUGUUAAAUCGAGCGCUCAAAUUAGAUCCUGAUAAUGUUGAAGCCAGAGACGCCCUGAAGGAACUACAGACAAAUGGAUCUUUAUCAUCGAAUAAAGAUGCUGGUUUGAGAACCUGGUCACGCAGUCCAUCUCCACGUGGUAGUGCUGUUGGUUCAUCACGAAAUGUAGCCGGUGGUACUAGACGUGAUCCAUCACCUCUUUCUCCAGUUGGUAGUAUUACACGUCCAAGUGGAGGAGGCGGCGGUGGUGGUUAUGCAACUCACAUGGAACGUAGUCGGGCUGCAUUGGAACAACUUGUUGAAAAAGAUCGAAGUCGACGAGCUGCUGCCUCUACCAAAGAAGGCGGUGGUCGUCAAAAUCAUACUUUAUCAGAUCAUAGUCCUCCAGGAUUCUAUUCUCCAAAUCGUUCUCAUGACCAUCGACGAAGGGGUGGAGGUGAUUAUUCACGUGAUGAUAUAAAAUCUACCGGUGGAGGAGGAGAAAAGGGUGGUGAUAAAUCAGACAAAUCAAACGUGGAUCAUCAUCGUGGUGACUUGUCCAAAAUUGUUAUUACACGUGUCGAGUCUGGACGUAUUAUACGCUGUAAAGAUGACGAUGAAAUGGGUGAGGACUCGAACAGAUCGGAUAACUAUUGGAAGCGCUCCUAUGAUGAUGAUCGGCAUGGUCCGGAUAAUGCAAAACGAAGUCGAGUUGAAGCAGAGCCAGAAUAUCGCAGUACUCGAAGAGUGUUUACUCCCCCACGGAAUGCCCGUGAAGGCGAACAUGGUUCUCUUACUGUUUAUGAUAAUGAAAAUGAUCUUCCAAUGACGUCGAAAUGCCUACAAGAACGUGUUAUGCAACGUGUACGUGUUAUCGAAAGACGUCACCAGAUGGAAGAUGGAAGUAAUCCGGCUGGUGGAGCAGAUGCUGGUUCAUCAGCGAAUGGCCCCGGUGUGGUUGGCGCUGGUGGGUCGGAAAAGCGUCGUGAAAGUUCACUGACCACAGAUGAUGCUGGGCUUCCGCCAUCGGAUUCGCCUAAAGGAAGAGGUGGAGAUGGCGAUCGUGGUUCAUUAUGGCGUAGUGGUGGGAAUGGUCCGUCGGGUGGUGGUUCUUCUGCAGAUCGUCGAUCAGGUGGUUCAUUCCAACGUCCAGAAUAUCGUGGAAGUGGGGCUGGUGGUGGUUAUUAUGGCAGAAAUCGACCUCGAGGCGGUGCCGGAGGAGGGUCUAGAUGGCGUGGCCAGUAUGAUGAUUAUCGUGUACGUCGGAAUAAUUGGCACAAUCAUCGCUAUGAUGAACGUAGACGUGAUGCAUCAGGUCGAGCUGGAAGUGCCAGCAAUUUCGACCGUCGUCGGAAGCGUUACGGUGCAUCUGGAUCAGCUGAGCGUUCACCUAGAUCAUCUCGUUCCCAUUCAAGGUCACGUUCACAUGUGUCAAAGAGUCGAUCCCGAUCAUACUCACGUAGUCCUCGAUCUUCUUCACCAUCCCCGUCACCAAUCCGCCCUGUUAAUCGUGGACGUGUCAUAUCUCGUGCUCGUAUAAAAACACCUCCAUUGGCACCCCUCGUAACCAACUUUAAACGUAGUGAAUCAGACGAGAAUCUUGCUGAAUUAGAUCAGUUUGUUGCCCAGUUGAGAGCUAAACGUCAGCUACAACAACAGUUUCAACAACAACAAUAUAUGGCUCAAUUUCAAGAGAUGCAAGGUCCAAUUGUAAACACUCCAGCUGUAGCACCAACAGCCCCUUCAUCACAGCAUCUACCAUCCGCAGCAGAAUAUGGCCAACAGUACCAGUCGCAGGCGUCUGCACAGAAUAACACCAGUCCACUAAAAAUCACCUAUCGUCAAAGUGAAGCAGAACAGCAAGAAAAUAGAGGAGGAGAACAUGGGGGGGCCUCACAAAAUGACUACAACAAUGGCGGUGGGCAUGACUCCCCAAUGCAAGAAGAUUCCCCAGAACCUCCACAAGCUCAAUCACCACCACCUCCUAUCAUGGAGAAUAAUGAAGACUACUCGAUGAAAGGCGGCGAAGAUGAUGGCAAUAUACCAGUAGAAAAUGCAGCAGCCUAGUGUGUUUGUUGAUUGUUCUUUGUUGCUGUUGUUGUUCUUCUAAUAUGGUUAGUUGGUUUGUUUGUGUUUAAUAUUGUGUAGAAUUGUUCAUCAGUCAGUCAAUCAAUCGGUCGAUCAAUGAAUAAAUUUAAUCACUGUAUUUUUCUGCAUCCCUAUUCCACCAAAAAGAGGUGAAAAAUUGAAUUUCCGAAU
Molecule: messenger RNA, 3388 nt
Organism: Trichobilharzia szidati
Lineage: Eukaryota; Metazoa; Platyhelminthes; Trematoda; Strigeidida; Schistosomatidae
Source: the annotation of a GenBank genome assembly